Molecule: messenger RNA, 1167 nt
Organism: Jatropha curcas
Lineage: Eukaryota; Viridiplantae; Streptophyta; Magnoliopsida; Malpighiales; Euphorbiaceae
Product: NC domain-containing protein-like protein
Source: RefSeq, a predicted model, not a curated record
UGGCUAGUUACGAGGAAAUCUGGAUUACUUAUAAUUAGGCAGCGGAAGCAGCACGCGACUUAGCGGUUGCUCUUUGCAAGGAAAGGAGAGAAGUGCGAUCCCAUUCCAUUCCACAGCCUUAAAGGCGAAGGAAUCGCUUCAUUUUCGUCUCUUUGACUCUCUCUUUAAGCUUCUCUUCUCUUUGUAAAAUUAAUCAACCGAAAAAGAAGAUAAUUUAGAGAAAAAUGGGACUUUUAUCUAAUAAGAUCGGAAGAGAUGAGCUGAAGCCAGGAGAUCACGUAUACUCUUGGAGGCUCGUUUAUGUAUACGCCCAUCACGGGAUAUAUGUUGGGGAUGGAAAGGUUAUCCACUUCACUCGUGGAGCAGGUCAGGAAAUUGGGACAGGCACUGUGUUAGACCGUAUUAUUUUCAGCUCUUCUCCCUCUCAUCCUUCAGACAAUCCAUGCCCGAACUGCGGUGAUCAAUCAAGACUUGAUGGUGUUAUCUCAUCCUGUAUAGACUGUUUCCUUGCGGGUGGGAAUUUGUACCUCUUUGAAUAUGGUGUCUCUCCAGCCUUCUUUCUUGCCAAAGCUAGAGGAGGGACCUGCACCCUUGCUGCUUCUGAUCCACCCGAAGAUGUCCUGCAUCGGGCUUUUCUCCUACUGGAAAAAGGUUUUGGUGUCUAUCACAUCUUCAAGAACAACUGUGAGGAUUUUGCAAUAUACUGUAAGACAGGCCUACUCAUAUUCACAAGCAUCAGCGUUGGUCGGAGUGGGCAGGCAGCAUCCUUUUUAGCUGCUGCCAAUGCUAUUAUUUCUUCACCACUUCGAUUUUUAACGACCAGUGUUAGUGGGUUGGCAGCUGUUAGUUGUGGUAUGUAUUGUGUUAGCCGGUUUAUUUCUGACAUUGGAAUACGUCGAGAUGUGACCAAAGUGUCUGUUGAGAGACUCGUUUCUCAAUCCAGUUUAGAAGAGCUGGACAUUGCAGCCGAUGCAGCUAAGGAUAAGUAAUCUUAUUUUACCAACAGCAAAUUAUGUGGAUCAAAAAAGAAAUAUAUCUAUCUGGUUGAUAUUUGUGACUGUAAGUGCAGAAAACUUGUUUAAUGUUUGUUGUACAAUGCUUCUAACAAUGUGUUAUUCUUAUUUGUUGGCCACACAGUUUAUUUGUUUAUAGGGAGUGAUUUGCUUA